AUGCCGGGCGACAAGAAAAUUAUGCAAUCUGACUCAUUAGCCAAAAGAGACAAUCAAAAUCUGGGCUCAAGAAAAGAUGUCAUAGUUUCAGGUGUGUCCUCUUCAUCAUCAGGAGUUUCUGCAAAAGGUGGCGUUGGCAAUGGAAACAAAGCAGCUGCUGAUCAAGGUGUUCAGUAUUCAUCUACUAGCUGUUAUGAUUAUCAGUAUCCAGGACACAAUGGAACAUAUAGUCAACUAGAUGGAUCUGGUCAAAUGAGUUCCAAUGGGGCUGUUUACUCUGAUAAUGGAUCACUUCUUUAUUAUAUGCCAAGCUAUAAUCCUUAUGCUACUGGAGCUUAUAUGGGUGUUGAUGGACAACAACAACAACAACAUCAACAACAUCAACAACAACAACCCUACUUUUCUUCAUCAGAAGCCAUUCCAUGUUACUCAUGGAAUUCAACAUAUCCUGAAAAUUCAACAUCUUUUGGUACGAAAUCAGUUUCUGGAUCAAAUGGGAUGAAGUCAAACGAUUUGAACUCCAAAAGAACCAUGAAUUUCUACUCUGGAAAAUCUCCUAAUUACCCUUUGGACAUGAAGUCAAGCCAACAUUCCACACCUUCUGUUCCUAAGUCUAUCCUUCAGUCACAGCAUUUCAGGUCGCUCAACAAGUUGAAUUCUGCUUACCAAUCUGGGGGUCUUCAAAAAGGGUAUCAACAAUCUGGAAACUUCUCCUCAUUUUCCUACCCAAAUCAAGCACUAUUUUCAAACUACUCUAUGAACUAUUCUUCUGGGGGUAGACUUUGGAAUGAAAAUGAUAGAUACAAACCACGUGAAAAGUCUUACAACAAUGGAGAAUCUGAAGAACUUACCCGUGGCCCAAGGGCACAAAGCAUAUAA
Lactuca saligna is the source of this 879-nucleotide messenger RNA. NCBI's taxonomy places the organism in Eukaryota, Viridiplantae, Streptophyta, Magnoliopsida, Asterales, Asteraceae. The record is from the annotation of a GenBank genome assembly.